This is a messenger RNA of Dromiciops gliroides (monito del monte), 2478 nucleotides long. RefSeq names its product dynein cytoplasmic 1 light intermediate chain 1 (gene DYNC1LI1). Gene Ontology annotation, biological process: microtubule cytoskeleton organization; microtubule-based movement. The record is from RefSeq and is a predicted model, not a curated record. Gene Ontology annotation, cellular component: cytoplasmic dynein complex; centrosome. Gene Ontology annotation, molecular function: dynein heavy chain binding. Lineage: Eukaryota; Metazoa; Chordata; Mammalia; Microbiotheria; Microbiotheriidae. The transcript has 13 exons. The coding region runs from base 91 to 1653 and encodes 520 amino acids.
GUUCGCCUCACAUCCGGGUCCCGCCGUCGCCGCCGCCGCCGCCCGGGCCUCGCUCAUUCAGCUUCGCGGGAGCCGAGAGUCCCGACCAAGAUGGCGGCCGUGGGGCGAGCCGGCUCCUUCAGCUCCUCGCCGCCGGCCCUGGCUACCGCCAACGGCUUCGCCCCGGCUUCCUGCACGGGCGGCGGCGACAAGGCCGAGGACGACGACGGGCAGAACCUUUGGUCUUGCAUCCUCAGCGAGGUGUCCACCCGCUCCCGCUCCAAGCUGCCGUCCGGCAAGAACGUCCUGCUGCUCGGUGAAGAUGGAGCUGGAAAAACAAGUUUGAUAGGGAAAAUCCAGGGAAGACCAGAGGAGUGCAAGAAAGGAAGAGGGGCAGAGUAUUUGUACUUGAGCGUUCAUGAUGAGGACAGAGAUGAUCAAACAAGAUGCAAUGUGUGGAUCUUAGAUGGAGACCUGUAUCACAAAGGGCUCCUUAAAUUUGCAAUGGAAGCCAACUCUCUGAGAGACACUUUAGUUAUCCUGGUUGUUGACAUGUCAAAGCCUUGGACUGCUUUGGAUUCUUUACAGAAAUGGGCAAGUGUGGUGAGAGAACAUAUUGAUAAGCUAAAAAUUCCUCCUGAGGAAAUGAAAGAAAUGGAACAGAAAUUGAUUAGAGAUUUCCAAGAAUACGUGGAACCUGGAGAAGAUUUCCCAGCAUCUCCACAGAGAAGAAGCACGUUACAGGAAGACAAAGAUGAUAGUAUCAUGUUACCACUGGGUGCAGACACGCUGACAUAUAACUUAGGCGUCCCAGUGCUUGUAGUUUGCACAAAGUGUGAUGCCAUUAGUGUGUUGGAAAAAGAACAUGAUUACAGAGAUGAACACUUUGACUUUAUUCAAUCACACAUCCGGAAGUUUUGUUUACAGUAUGGUGCAGCACUUAUUUACACUUCAGUAAAGGAAAAUAAAAAUAUAGAUUUAGUAUAUAAGUACAUUGUUCAGAAAUUAUAUGGAUUCCCCUUUAAGAUUCCUGCUGUUGUUGUGGAAAAAGAUGCAGUAUUUAUUCCAGCAGGAUGGGAUAAUGAUAAGAAAAUAGGAAUUUUACAUGAAAAUUUUCAAACGUUAAAAGCAGAAGAUAGUUUUGAAGAUAUUAUAACCAAACCGCCUGUCCGAAAGGUUGUUCAUGAGAAGGAAAUUGUAGCAGAAGAUGACCAAGUAUUUCUUAUGAAGCAACAGUCCCAGUUAGCAAAGCAACCACCUACAGCAGCUGGAAGGCCAGUGGAUUCCUCUCCACGAGUUCCUGGUGGUUCCCCUCGAACACCUAAUAGAUCAGUGUCAUCCAAUGUGGCCAGCGUGUCACCCAUUCCUGCUGGGUCGAAAAAAAUUGAUCCAAAUAUGAAAGCUGGAGCUACAAGUGAAGGUGUCCUCGCUAAUUUCUUCAAUAGUUUGCUGAGUAAAAAAACAGGCUCACCUGGCGGCCCUGGUGUCGGUAGCAGCAGCCCUGGAGGUGGUGGGGGUAGUGGCGGCAGCAGCAAUUUACCACCGUCGGCAAAAAAGUCAGGCCAGAAACCUGUCUUGACAGAUGUUCAGGCAGAAUUGGACAGAAUUUCACGAAAACCUGAUAUGGUUUCUCCUACAUCACCAACGUCCCCUACAGAAGGUGAAGCAUCUUGAAGAUACCAAAUAAAGCCAUUUAUUCAGUUUUCUGAGAUAAUGUAAACUUGCCUCUGCCUUUUCCUUCAAAAGUGGAAUUAGGGAGCCGAAACAUUUUUUUCAGGAGGAUAAAAUUGAUCUUUUUUGUUGCCCAAUCUUACAAAAAGGGAUCUGUACAAAUGGAAAAUUAAACUACACUAUGUUGGACUGCUGUUUGCAUUGCCACUUUGCAUAAGGAAGUAAUUUUGAGAUUUUGAACACUCAAAACUGCAAUCUGUCCAUUUGAUCUUAUUCUAAACACCAUUUUGGUUUUGUUUUUUUUAAAUGGGAGGGUUUGGGGAUGGGUGGUAAGCAGUAUGAAACAUGGGAAUCGGACUGACUCGGAAAUCGUUGUCUAUUUUAGAGUUAGGGCUGUUAAGAUGGUAAAUGAAUUAACCUGUUAGUUUUCCUGGAAGACAGAUGAUGAUCAUUUGUUCACUUUUGUGUGCACCAACAUGAAUGAAUUAAAAUUCUAUUUACUGCCACGUGUGGAAUGUGCUCACUAGGCUAUUGGAUCACAUCCGGGCCAUUAGGUCUAUUGAAAGUUUUGGGGCAGUGUCAUCUCCCAAGUAAGUGGCCUAGAGAAAUGUUGACCAAACUUGAUUUAAUUAGCUAGCAGAAGACGACAGCCCACUAUGUAAGAAAGAAAAAUGCAGAGGUCAUCAAAAUGAAAAGAAAAAUAGUCUCCAUAUUUGUUUCUUGAUGGCCCAGCCUUAAUGCUCCCCUUACGUUGUCCAUAUUACCGAGAUGGUUUUAAUGAUCGGUCUUUUAAACUGUAAUCAGUUAAUAAAGUAUUUAUUCUCUGCA